CAUUUCUUCGCAUUUACCGGCAGUACUUACCUGAAGGUUUGGCCUCCUCGCGAUCGGUUGUAUUUUCAUAGUGAACGCACAAUCGUAUGCCUUUAUCAUGUUUAUUGUCGUUCGCAGGUCUCUGGUCUUAAAUUCUUUCAAGAUCAAGGCUAUGACCUCCUCUCUCUGGAAUCCGCGUGUAUAUGCAGAUUGAUUACUUAUACAUUCGAUCAUUCUGAGUUGGACCAUGGACCUUUACAGCUGGAGGAAUGAGUGAUGAUGUACCUUAUAGGAUAAACAGAUGCUUCUGAACAGCAAAGGGAAACAAGACAGACUCUUACUAUACAUUUUACUUCAUCUAUUAAAGCAGUUUUUUGUUUCCUAUAACCAUGAACCUACUAGCAGGUCCAUGCUAUAACCAAAUUAUUUAGUCAACCUCACAAUACCGUCCGGCCAUAUUGAGAGGCACCCUUGCCAACAAGAUUUCUUGGUUUGUUUCAACAUCCCAACCAUCGAGUUUUGAGAGAACGGUGAACAAUUUCCAGUUUAAUCGAUACGCGUACUGGAUAUAAUUUAUUAGAGGUCUGGCCAAUUUUUACAUCAUAUUGCAACAAUGGAACAUUAUCUUAUGUUUAUUGUGAGCCUAAUUGCUUCAAGAGGUAUCCCAGCAUUUGCAGAGACUCUGGAAUUUCAAGAUAUCUUAACGUGUGAACGUGGAGACGGGAAUCACACCUCAUCACUCGACCUGACAUGUCCGAAUCGUGAUCAUCCCUUCAGCUGCAAGACGGAGCAUAAAAAGACUUGCCGAUGCGAUUCAAACUGUUUCUUCUUUGAAGACUGUUGUCCAGACAUUGAGGGGAAGGCCCCGAGUAACCAUAGUAACUUGUUCAACAAAUCAUUCAAACCUUAUAUAACAUGCAGUGGUGUAGUUAAAACAAACUACAAUGAUAAACCUCCAACUAACUCAUCAUAUAUGUAUUACCUAAUCUCAAAAUGCCCUGAAUACGUUUCAUCGGAAAGUACGGUUAAACAGAACUGCGAAUUGUCAUCUUAUGCAGGUCCUGAUGUCCUUAUCACCCCAAUAUAUGUAAGAGGCGUUGGUCAUUUUAAGAAUGUAUAUUGUGUUAUAUGCCAUGGCAUUAAACCUCAACCUGGUGAUUUACAUGUAUGGAGGUGGAAUUGGAAAUGUAAGCGCGAUGCUAUUUUUGGAGACGAAGGAAAUGAACCCAGUUCAAGCGAUUAUGAGAAUGAUGAACCGGCUGAGAUUCCAACCAACUUUGACUUCAAAGGGGCAGGAUGCAAACAUUAUUUGAAUUACACGGAAAACUUUUAUGCGCAAGUAUGUGAAAGUGUUGAUGUUUCCAUGUGUUCAUCUAUUUAUUCCUCCAAGUACAGAGCGCAAGUCAAAUGUCCUCCUUAUCUUGCUCCCAUCAAAUAUCAUGGUAUUACAUACAAGAACUUAGCAUGCCUCUAUUGCAAUGUCGAAGAAUAUGAGGUGGAUAUAUGUACAGAAAAAGAAGUUUUAUGUAGGUCAGUAGAACCAACGCAAGAAGUGGCCGGUAAGGAUACCGGAAUAGGAAGUUUAUCAGAUUAUUUCGUAUUCGGAAACAAAGCUGCCUUUCGAAGAUGUUUGUGCAAUCCAGAUCAAUUUUUCAAUGAAGAAACAAGGCAAUGCCAGGAUAUCCACUGUCCGCAUCUUUUUUCUGAAUACAGCACUAAAAGUAAGGUUUGUGUAGAUUUGGACCAAGGAUUCAAUACACGUUUGUCAUUUAAUGCAUGUGGUAACCCUCAAACAAGUUUACUUUCAUUGGAUGACACAACAAUCCUCUGGGAGAUAGUAGAAUCUCUCAUUCUGGAUAUUCCAUACAACACACUAUCCAUUAUCCGCCAUGAUCGGAGCAGAAUUUACUGCAACAAUAUCGAUGGACACAUCGAAAGUACUGGUUGUAACAGUGAUGCAAAGGAGAUUGAGUGUCGUGUCUAUUUUCAAUAUGAAAAAGACUCUUUACCUGAUAAGAAAAACAACCACAGUGAACAUUGUUCUUCUGAUGGACUAUUAAUCGGCAAUGUAUCCUACCAAUAUUUACCGUCAUUCGGCAACAUCUGUGUGACAAAUAUAGCUUUAAGAGUAGACCAAGGCUGUGAGAUUAUGUUUUCUACCGAGAACGAAUGUUCGUCAGAACUUUUUCAAAGAACGAACUCUACCCGGGACUCUACCAUGUCUAGAGAAAUACUGAGUAUCGUAUCGUUGAUAGGAAGUACUUUCUCAAUGCUUGCUUUGCUCUUUGUUAUCAUCACGUAUUCUAUGUUUUCGAAACUCCGCAGCCUAGCAGGAAAAUCACUCCUUUGCCUGUGUUCCGCACUCUUUGUAUCAUAUUUAUUGAUAGCUUUAGGAAAUGUUAGCAGGAACAUCAGUACUCUCUGCAUCGUCAUGGCCGUCUUCAAUCAUUUCUUCUUGCUCUCGUUUUUCUUCUGGAUGAACGCUCUUGCUCUUGACUUUUGCCGGACUUUUGGCACAUGCGCCACAUUAAAAAGGAGGAGUAACUCCCAAAAGUCGUUCAUCAAAUUUUCUCUUUACGCCUGGGGCAUUCCAGCAGCUAUUGUUGGUGUUGGCCUCUUCAUCGAUAAGUUUACCACCCUUGACUAUACGUACGGAAGCAGCAACCAUGGUGGUGGUGAAAUAUGUUGGUUGAACGCUAAUUGGUAUUCAGUUUUAUUUGGCGUUGGCCUACCUAUGGCAGGACUCUUAAUCAUGAAUGUGGCUUUGUUCAUUGAUACUGUAAUAGGAAUAAAGCAACAAAAGAAGGCAGGUGAGAUAGCAAGGAAGUCAGAAAGUUCUGCUGCACAUAAAACUGCGAAGGAGGUUUUGCUUUUCAUUAAGAUUUGUAGCGUGAUGGGACUGACCUGGCUAUUAGCCUUUAUUAAAGGCUUUGUUGAUAAUAUCUGGCUCUCUUAUUUCUUCGUUGUCGUCAACUCCCUUCAGGGUGUCUACAUACUAAUAACGUUCGGUCGGAGUAGAAAAAUCAACACCCUUUGGAAAGAAAAAUUGGGAAUUAAACCAUGCAGCCCCAAAUCAAGUAACCGGACUACUAACUAUACAAGGUUCUUUAAAUCUAGUUCAAGCAAGGAUGAAAGCUUAUGAAAAUGGGGGAAAAAUUUAAUGAAAAAGUUGCCUGAUUUAAAUUUGAAACGGUCAUCGUAAUAAUUUUCAGCCUAUGGAGUACACAUUAAAAGUGCUCAAUUCCUUAGUUCUAUUGAUAUUAUGUAGUGAAUAUUAAUAUUCCCCCUAGACUUCUUACCAUUAUGAUUAUAUCUUAAUGUGUUAAGUGCAUUGAAAUAUUAAUGGAAUGCGCUAUAUAAAUGUAACUUGUAUUGUAUAUAUGGAUUUAGUCUAGUAUUUGAAGGGACAUUGUAAAUAUACAUAGGAAUAAAAAAGUAUUUAUUUAUUUGUCCAUGAAAUGGAAAUUUGUAUUGUUUACAUGUGGUUGUUAGAAACAUAAUUAGAUACAGUUUAUUGUAUGGAAUUAUAGAAAAUGCAAAAAUAACAAUAAACAUGUAUAUUAUAUGAUUAUAAGAGAAUAAUUAGCCUUUAGAAAUAUGCUUAUUUUUUCUGAGCGGAAUUCAUAAGAAUAUUUGACAAAAUUAUUUGAUUGCAAUUAUGGGGAUAUUUUUUGUCAUUAUUAGAUUGAUUUAAUUAUAAAGGUAAUAUAAAUAAUCUUGUGCCAACAUAACAUUUCAAUAAUUCCCUAUCGUUUCAGAUUUUCAAAUUAUAUGAUUUCAAUUUUUAUUUUAAAUUAUCAAUUUCGAAAUUGCUACGGACAGAGCGCUUACGCAUACGAUGGUAUGUGUUAUAUAUCGAAGAGGGACCAAAAAUCUUAAUGACACUGUUCUGAUCGUACAUCUGUCUUUAAGGUUAACGACCUUAAUACGAUUUGUAAAGAAAUUAUAUUACCCGGGAUUACCCCCACGCUUAACAAAAUUGUAGAGGCUACGGAGAUCGUUUCCGAACGAUAAACUUUCGAUAGUUGCAUGUCAUUCCAGGCUGAUCGUGCGAUUAUAUAUCGGAUACGAGCUACACGGGGGGGGGGGGCAGUCAAAUGUAUUGCUGUACACAUGCGUGACCAAAUUACUUCCAAACACCCCCUAAACGAGUUUUUCUCUGUGUGCAAAAUAACCCCCUAAACAAAAUUUUUCGCGGUCUUCAUUUGCACAUUUUGGCCCCUAAACAGGUUGUCGCCAGACUAUGACCCCGGGGAAAAUGCUUGGAGAAAAACAUACUCUAAAUACGUUUGACCCCGCGAUUGACCACUGACCAGCCUUUCAAAACCACCCUUUAAAAAAAAUCAUUGUUUUUUAUACCCUUAACGGGUGCACGCGCGGCCCGCAGCCAAAACUG
This is a messenger RNA of Lytechinus pictus (painted urchin), 4375 nucleotides long. RefSeq lists its product as uncharacterized. NCBI's taxonomy places the organism in Eukaryota, Metazoa, Echinodermata, Echinoidea, Temnopleuroida, Toxopneustidae. The transcript has 3 exons. Gene Ontology annotation, molecular function: G protein-coupled receptor activity. Bases 593 to 3121 code for a protein of 842 amino acids. Gene Ontology annotation, biological process: cell surface receptor signaling pathway; G protein-coupled receptor signaling pathway. The record is from RefSeq and is a predicted model, not a curated record. Gene Ontology annotation, cellular component: membrane.